GUUGGACAAUUUAUACCAUCUAGCGGAAAUAAAUCGUUCAUUUUGUCUUGGGGUAUUAGAGAAAGUCGGGAAAUAUCUUUACAAAAAGGAUAUGUAAAUAUUCAAAAAAUUGCUGAUCACUUACAUUUAUCAAGUCAACAUAUUGAAGCGGCGCAGAGAAUAUAUUUGAUGGCCUUACAAAGGAAUUUCACCAUGGGUCGUAAUAAUUCAUAUGUUGCUGCUUCAUGUUUAUAUACAAUCUGUAGAAGAGAAAAAUCGCCCAUAAUGUUAAUAGAUUUCAGUGAUAUAUUACAAACUCCUGUAAAACCUUUAGGAAAAACAUUUUUAAAAUUAUUAAGAUUACUACAUAUUAAUGUACCAAAUAUUGACCCUUCUUUAUUUUUAGAACGAUUUGCUCAUAAAUUAAACUUAAAAAAUGAUAUUUAUAAAGUUACCUAUACAGGUAUUAAAUUAAUUCAAGCCAUGACUAGAGAUUGGAUAAGUACCGGUAGAAGACCUACUGGUUUAUGUGGGGCCGCUCUUUUAAUAUCUACAAGAAUGCACGGAAUUUGUAUAAAUUCAAAUACGAUUGCUGAUAUUGUUAGGAUAUCUAAUCCUACUAUUAUCAAAAGAUUAGCUGAAUUUAAAAACACAAGUACAGCACAAAUAAAAGCUAGUGAAUUCGAUAAAAUAUCGAUUAAUGAUAUACCAUCAAAUACCAUACCACCAUGUGUUAUAUAUUAUAAUAAGAAGAAAUUUAAAGACAAUAUAUCGGAGAAAAAUAAAACAUUAUCCUUAUGUGAUGAUGUCGAUAAUCUUUCAGAAGAUAUGUCAUGUACUCUAAUAAAUAAUGAAGAAAAUAAAAUGGACAGUGAUAUUUUGAAUGAUAAUUUUUCUCCUUCUAAGAAUGAAGAAAACAAAACUACGUUAUUAAGUAGUACACAUUCAAAUAUUGAUAAUAAUGAUCUUAUUUUUAAUAAAAAUCAUUCUGAUCAUUUGUUUAACUCAGAUUAUUCGAUACAUGUUGAUGAAAUAUGUAAUGAAAACCCUAAAGGAAAUGAUAUACAUAAUCUUGCUCAAAAAAUUAUGAAUACAAUAAAUUUAGAUAUAAAUAGUAAUAUAUUAAAAAAUGUUGAUACAAAAAUAAAUCUACAUAAUAAUCUAAUGGAUACGUUUUCUGUAAAUACAGAUGUGUCCACAAAUACACAAAAAAAGGGAAGUGAUAUAUCACAUAACCAAGCAUAUAUGUGUGAAAAAAAUUGUUUGGAUAAUACAAAUAAUUUUUCAAAUGAAAAAAAAAAAAAAAUUCAUAAUAAUGAUAAUAAUAAUAAUGAUGAUAAUAAUAAUAAUUAUGAUAAUAAUAAUAAUGAUGAUAAUAAUAAUAAUGAUGAUAAUAAUAAUAAUGAUGAUAAUAAUAAUAAUGAUGAUAAUAAUAAUAAUAAUGAUAAUAAUAAUAAUAAUGAUAAUAAUAAAGCAGCAUAUGAUAAUCAAUCAUCCAUUUCAAAUAAUGUGUCUUCAAAUAAUGUGUCUUCAAAUAAUAUAUCUUCAAAUAAUGUGUCUUCAAAUAAUAUAUCAAAUGAGUCGAACGAUAAUACAUAUAGUUCAACAUUAAAAGAAAGAGUCACAUGCGAAAUAAAUAAUAUUCUUAAUGGUAUGGAUGAAACAUACAAUAAUUUCUUGAAGGAUCCAUCCGAUUUUCAAAAGGAACAAAAAAAAACUGAUAAUAAUAAUUUAUCCAAUGAUUUAAAUGGUAUGAAUAAUAUUAAUAAUAUACUUACAGACUUUAAUUAUUUCUUCGAUAAUAAUUGUAAUAAUGUAAAUGAUCAAAAUGAAGCUUUAGAUUUACAUUCAGAUUGUUCCAGUACACCAAGUUGUAAUUCAUUAAGUGAUGUAUAUGAUAGUGAAAUUGAAAAUAUUAUAUUAUCCGAAAAAGAAAGAGAAAUGAAGAUGCUCAUAUGGGAUGAUAUGAUGAAAAAUCAUUUGCCCCAUUUAUCCAAACAACUUAAAAAACAUAAAAAGAGAAAUCAUAAUGAUAAUAAUAAAAAUAAAGAUACAAAUAUUAAAAAGAAACAAAAUACUUUCGAAGAUUAUUCACAAGUGCAAUCUACAGGGGAAUCGGUUUUAAAAGCUUUGGAAAAAUCAGACAAAAAUUUACCAAAUAAAAUUAAUUAUGAUGUAUUACAAUCUCUUUUUACAUCAUAG
Messenger RNA from Plasmodium reichenowi, 2181 nucleotides. Its product is annotated as transcription factor IIIb, putative. Gene Ontology annotation, cellular component: nucleus; transcription factor TFIIIB complex; transcription preinitiation complex. Gene Ontology annotation, biological process: transcription preinitiation complex assembly; DNA-templated transcription initiation; transcription by RNA polymerase III. Gene Ontology annotation, molecular function: RNA polymerase III type 3 promoter sequence-specific DNA binding; TBP-class protein binding; RNA polymerase III general transcription initiation factor activity. The record is from RefSeq and is a predicted model, not a curated record. The annotation marks the transcript as partial. The transcript has a single exon. Lineage: Eukaryota; Apicomplexa; Aconoidasida; Haemosporida; Plasmodiidae.